GGAAUAGAAACAGAGUUUUAUUAGCUCCCUUUUCUCCGAUACUCUCUUAGGAGUGCACUAUUCAUUUAGUAUUUCGUUUAGUGAUCUGGUAAUUCUCGAGUGGAUGUGAAAUGCAAAGAUCACGGAGAGCUCUUCUGCUUAGAAGAAGAGUUUCUGAGGAUGCUUCUAAAGGAAGGAAUCGCCUCUACAAAGUUUCAUUGUCUCUCGUUUUUCUCGUAUGGGGGCUUCUCUUGUUAUCUACUUUAUGGAUCAGUCAUGGAAAUGGUCACAAAGGGAAUUCUCUAGCCGGUUCGGUACAAAAUGGUGAUCAAGAUGAUGUUAGUGCAGAUGAUACAUAUGAACAUGUUGAUGCACCAUCACUAGAGUCUACUUCUGUUCAUAUACCUGCAGCAGAAGAAAUCAAAGACACAGUUGAUGGGAAUGUUACAGAAAGCAAAGAAGACAUUACGCUUGUGAAGCAAAGUGAGAUGGUUAAUAACAACACAGGCCCAGAGAAUGAUACAGAGACCAGUACUUCAAAGUUUCACCAGGUAUCUCGUGCUGUUCCACUUGGCUUUGAUGAGUUCAAGAGCAGAGUUCCAAACUCUAAAGAUGAAUCUGGCCCUGUUCGUUUCGUAAACUGGAUGAGAAUUCCAGACGCGGCAUCCGCGCGCAGUAAUUGGAUGCAGCAAUCAGAUGUUGUUCGUUCGCGAUUCUGGAAAUUUUGGAUCAUGCGUCUGAAAAUUGUAUCUGGAUGUAGUUAUGUUCGUUUUACAUUUCUGUAUUUUGUAUCUGGAUGA
This is a messenger RNA of Brassica oleracea var. oleracea, 779 nucleotides long. RefSeq lists its product as uncharacterized. The transcript has 3 exons. The coding region runs from base 111 to 779 and encodes 222 amino acids. The record is from RefSeq and is a predicted model, not a curated record. Lineage: Eukaryota; Viridiplantae; Streptophyta; Magnoliopsida; Brassicales; Brassicaceae.